Messenger RNA from Carlito syrichta (Philippine tarsier), 3924 nucleotides. RefSeq names its product dual specificity phosphatase 27 (putative) (gene STYXL2). Gene Ontology annotation, molecular function: MAP kinase phosphatase activity; protein tyrosine/serine/threonine phosphatase activity. The record is from RefSeq and is a predicted model, not a curated record. Gene Ontology annotation, biological process: negative regulation of MAPK cascade; protein dephosphorylation. The transcript is spliced from 5 exons. Lineage: Eukaryota; Metazoa; Chordata; Mammalia; Primates; Tarsiidae. The coding region runs from base 4 to 3450 and encodes 1148 amino acids. Gene Ontology annotation, cellular component: cytoplasm.
GCCAUGGCGACCAGUGGGGACCCAGAGGAGGAGCAAGUAGUCCCAAGUGAGGAGGAUGAAGCCAGCGUGCGGGCAGUACAGGCCCGCUACCUCCGAAGCCCCUCCCCCAGCCAGUACUCGAUGGUCUCAGAUGCAGAAACAGAAAGCAUCUUUAUGGAGCCCAUCCACCUCUCCUCAGCCGUGGCCGCCAAGCAGAUCAUCAAUGAAGAACUCAAGCCACGGGGGGUCAGAGCUGACACAGAGUGUCCAGGCAUGCUGGAGUCUGCCGAGCAGCUGCUGGUGGAAGACCUGUACAACCGUGUCAGAGAGAAGAUGGAUGACACCAGCUUGUACAACACCCCCUGCGUCCUGGACUUACAGCGGGCGCUGGUGCAGGACCGCCAAGAGACCCCAUGGAAUGAAGUGGAUGAGGUCUGGCCCAAUGUCUUCAUAGCUGAGAAGAGUGUGGCUGUGAACAAGGGGAGGCUGAAGAGGCUGGGAAUCACCCACAUUCUGAAUGCUGCUCAUGGCACCGGUGUCUACACUGGCCCUGAAUUCUACACUGGCCUGGAAAUCCAGUACCUGGGUGUGGAGGUGGAUGACUUUCCAGAGGUGGACAUCUCCCAGCAUUUCCGGAAAGCUGCUGAGUUCCUUGAUGAGGCACUGCUGACCUACAGAGGAAAAGUCCUGGUCAGCAGUGAAAUGGGCAUCAGUCGGUCAGCAGUGCUGGUGGUGGCCUACCUGAUGAUCUUCCACAGCAUGGCCAUUCUGGAGGCCUUGAUGACCGUGCGUAAGAAGCGGGCCAUCUACCCCAACGAUGGCUUCCUGAAGCAACUGCGGGAGCUCAACGAGAAGCUGAUGGAGGAGAGAGAAGAGGACUAUGAAGGGGACGGGGGAGCAGACGAGAUUGAGGAGGGUGAGGACACAGGGAGCACGCUUGGGGCCAGAGUGCAUGCCCUGACAGUGGAGGAGGAGGACGACGUCACCAGCCACCUGAGUGGCUCCUCCUUGGGGAAGGCCAGCGGGGCCUCCAAGCCCCUCACCCUCAUUGAUGAAGAGGAGGAGGAGAAGCUCUAUGAGGAGUGGAAGAAGGGGCAGGGCCUCCCCCCAGGCAAGGGCCCCCAGGCUGGAGGUGGCCAGCGCUCAGCCUCCUUGGGCCAGGGGGAGGAGGAGCCUGAGGAUGAGGAUGUGGAGAGGCUCAUCCGGGAGUGGCAGAGCCGAAACGAGAGGUACCAAGCAUCAGGGCACCGGAGGUGGGGUAGGGAGGAGGAGGAGGAGAGCCAGGCUGGCUCCUUCUUGGGCAGGAGACGCAGGCACACCCUGAGCGAGAGCAGCACUUCGGAGAGCAUGAGUAGCCACGACAUUCGGGUCCUGAAGGAGCAGCUGGAGGUGAGCCGCAAGAGCCAGGCAGGGAGGCGCCGCUCUGACUCCGUGUCCUCAGACAGUACCUGGGACAUGUGGAACGAGAGGCUGCUAGAGAUCGAGAAGGAAGCUUCCCGGAGGUAUCACGCCAGGAGCAGGAGAGAGGAGACACACGCCGGCUCCGAGGCGGGCAACGGGCCAGAGGAUGACCGGCAGAGCGUGUGCUCCGAGGCCAGCUCCUUCUACAAUUUCUGCAGCAGGAACAAGGACAAGCUCACUGCCCUGGAGAGGUGGAAGGUCAAGAGGAUCCAGUUUGGGUUUCACAAGAAAGACUCCGAUGCAGGAGAGAGCAGCAGUGAGCACGGGGCAGAGGAUGGAGCGGGGGAGAAGCAGCCUUCUGACGUCAGCCUCUCGGCCUACCAGGCCUGGAAGCUGAAGCACCAGAAGAAGGUGGGCAGUGAGAACAAGGAGGAGCUGGUGGAGCUCAGCAAGGGGGAGGACUUGACCCUGGCCAAGAAGAGGCAGCGGAGGCUGGAGCUGCUGGAGCGAAGCCGGCAGACACUAGAGGAGAGCCAGUCUAUGGCGGGCUGGGAGGCAGACAGCUCGGUCACCAGCGGGAGCAUCCCCCUGUCUGCAUUCUGGUCCGCAACCCCCUCUGUCAGUGCUGAUGGGGACUCAGCAUCAGUACUCAGCACCCAGAGCCACCGCACCCACCUGUCCCAGGCCACAAGCAGCCCAGGGGGAUGCUCAGCUUCCCAUCCCACCACCCCCCUGCCCAACCUGCCGGUGGGGCCCGGAGACACCAUCUCUAUUGCCAGCAUCCAGAACUGGAUUGCCAACGUGGUCAGCGAGACCUUGGCUCAGAAGCAGAACGAAAUGCUGCUGUUGUCUCGCUCACCAUCCGUCUCAAGCAUGAGGGCAGCACCAGCGGCCAGCUGCCUGGGAGAUGACCAAGUCUCCAUGCUUAGUGGGCAGAGCAGCUCCUCCCUGGGCAGCUGCCUGCUGCCUCAGGGCCAGGUCAGACCCAGCUCCGACUCACAGUCUGUGCUGUCCUCCAGCACCACCCUGAGCUCAAAGGCAAGGGGGACCAGCAAGCCCAUCUACAGCCUCUUUGCUGACAACGUGGACCUAAGGGAACUUGGCCGGAAGGAGAGAGAGAUGCAGACAGAGCUGAGGGAAAAGAUGUCUGAGUACCAGAUAGAGAAGCUGGUCUCAGACAACAAACGCAGCACCCUUUUCAAGAAGAAGAAGGUCAGAGAAGAUGAGGAUGAUGGUCCAGGUGACAGGGAUGAGGACACUGACAGUGCCAUAGGGAGCUUCCCAUAUUCUUCCCGCAGUAAUUCCCAAAAACCUGAAACAGACACGUCAUCCUCCCUGGCUGUCUCUGAUCACUAUGGAAGUGGCAGCAGGGUUGGCAAAGAGAUGAAUGGCAGUAUUAAUAAGUGGCUCGGUGGCUUCGGGACAGAGGAGAAAUCUCUUCCCCAAAGCGAUUGGUCUGGAAGCUCCAGAGGGAAGUACACCAGGUCUUCCCUGCUCCGGGAGGCGGAGUCUAAGUCCUCUAGCUACAAGUUCUCCAAGUCCCAGUCAGAGGAGCAGGACACUGCCUCCUACCAUGAGGCCAAUGGCAACUCUGUAAGAAGUUCUUCAAGGUUCUCUUCUUCCUCCACCAGGGAAGGCAGAGAGAUGCACAAGUUCUCCAGGUCCACGUACAGUGAGACCUCGAGCUCCCGGGAAGAGAGCCCAGAGCCCUACUUCUUCCGCCGGACUCCCGAGCCCUCCGAAGGAGAAGAGUCCCCAGAGCCACCGCGCCCAAAUUGGACUAGGCCCAGGGACUGGGAAGAUGUGGAAGAGUCCUCCAAGUCAGACUUCUCUGAAUUUGGAGCCAAGAGGAAAUUCACCCAGAGCUUCAUGAAGUCUGAAGAAGAGGGAGAGAAAGAGAGGACAGAAAACAGGGAAGAAGGAAGAUUUGCAUCUGGGCGGCGGUCCCAAUAUCGGAGAAGCACUGACAGGGAGGAAGAGGAAGAGAUGGAUGAUGAAGCCAUCAUUGCUGCUUGGAGACGCCGGCAAGAGGAAACCAGGACCAAGCUGCAGAGGAGGAGGGAGGACUAAGCCAAGGACACCGGAGGAAACCAUUUGGCUUAGCACAGGGCUCAGGGCACACAGCGCCACCACCCGUCACGGAAUAAGGGUGCAGAGAGGAUCUUCCAGAGGGACAGAGCCAAAAGGAGAGGUACCAAGCAUAAGGGCACCCAUGUGGAGUGGGGAGGAGGAAGGAGGAGAGUCUCCAUGUGAGGUCCACCUAGACCAAGUGACACCAUUUUCCAUUGCUUGGUGCCCUCUAAACUUUGGUGUUUCCCCGAGUGUAUUUGACAGUGUUAAUCACAGACUAGAGAGGUGAGCUUGAAAUGUACUGAAGUUUGUCAGAGACUCCAGUUUACAUCCAGAAAGGCUAUGAAUAUAAGACACGGUUCUGUUUGAGGAGGUUUUAUAAUGAGACCCAGGAAAUCUAUGCUGUGGCAAGCCUGACCUCUCCUGGAAAUGCUCAGUUCUGAUUAUUGUUGUUUUUUAAUGUUUUUGACCUUC